Messenger RNA from Zerene cesonia (dogface butterfly), 712 nucleotides. It is a transcript of the gene NPF2, whose product is annotated as pro-neuropeptide Y-like. The transcript has 3 exons. The coding region runs from base 39 to 317 and encodes 92 amino acids. Gene Ontology annotation, molecular function: hormone activity. Gene Ontology annotation, cellular component: extracellular region. The record is from RefSeq and is a predicted model, not a curated record. Lineage: Eukaryota; Metazoa; Arthropoda; Insecta; Lepidoptera; Pieridae.
CACUCAUCGCCACUACCGGGAUACGAGUACCAUCAGCCAUGCGGAGCGUUGUCGUCAUUUUGUUGCUGUCCGCCAUCUUGUGCGCAACGGUCGCGCAGUACCCGCGCCCACGACGCCCGGAGCGAUUCGACACCGCAGAACAGAUAUCCAACUAUUUGAAGGAAUUACAGGAAUACUACUCUGUACACGGGCGCGGACGAUAUGGCAAACGACAAAUGCACAUAGCCGAUGCAUCUGUUAUCUUCAAAGAGAUGCCGUUUUUCGACCACAACGCAAAUGAAGACGUACUAUUUAAAAAUUUCCCCUAUAAUAAUUAAUAUCAUCUAAAUAAACAUAAUUGGACAACAGGCUUGAUAAAGCGCGUGUUUGAAUCUAGUUGUUACACGUUAGCAAUUAAUUAAAUUUUAUUCCUACUAAUUGUAGACCUUUUGUUAACAUUUUGAUAUUGUUUAUCUGAAUUAUGGCAACAUCAGACGUUUUUUCCGCGUAAUUUUUGACAGUUGACAUAGCAGAAAUAAUGACAAUGAAUUUGAUUAUUAUUAGUGAUGUAUUUUACAAUGUUACCAUAAACAUGCCAUGAUUUCGUAGUAUUUAUUUACAGUGUUAAUUAGGGCCUUGAUCUAGUCAAUUCGAUGUCCGUCUUCUGUCUAGUCAAUUAUUUGUUGCGAACAAUAAAAUAAUUUUCAGGCUGGGUGGAAAUUAUUUUAGCAUU